AAAUCCUGGCCUCAUACAGAGAUUAGGUCGAAGAGAAAGGAAGAGGGAAAUGGAGAAUUUGUUGGGUCUUCUCAGGCUUCGAGUGCGCAGAGGAAUUAAUCUAGCUGUUCGCGAUGCCCGUAGCAGCGAUCCUUAUGUUGCCGUCACCAUGGGUGAACAGAAAUUGAAGACCCGCGUGGUUAAAGACAAUUGCAAUCCUGAGUGGAACGAGGAAUUGACUCUCUCUAUUGCCGACACCGACGUUCCAAUCAAUCUAGUAGUGUAUGACAGCGACACAUUCACCUUAGACGACAAAAUGGGGGACGCAGAGAUAGACAUUAAACCAUAUGUGGAGUGCCUGAAAAUGGGCCUGGAAAACCUUCCCACUGGGACGGUUAUCUCCAGAGUUCAGCCGAGCCGGACGAACUGCCUAGCUGAUGAGAGCUGCUGUGUUUGGGACAAUGGCAAAAUCCGGCAAGACAUGCUUCUCAGGCUGAGAAAUGUAGAAUGUGGGGAGGUAGAGGUCCAAAUUGAAUGGAUUAAUAUUCCAGGCUGCAGGGGACUGUUUUGAGUGAGGUAUUAGUUUGCUGUAAUGUGUGUACAUCUAUCGGUUGGUAACUCAUAAAUAAGCUUUGGACCUAUGAACCGUGGUUGUAUGCAACAUAGGCAAUUGAGCAGUGGCCCCAGUUCUCUUGUAAUCUGAAGUUACAGGAACUACCAUGUUAUAUGUAUUUUUGGUUUGCUGUUAACCUAAUAUCCUCCUUCUGUGAUAA
Vitis riparia (riverbank grape) is the source of this 752-nucleotide messenger RNA. RefSeq names its product protein C2-DOMAIN ABA-RELATED 7-like. Bases 50 to 550 code for a protein of 166 amino acids. The record is from RefSeq and is a predicted model, not a curated record. NCBI's taxonomy places the organism in Eukaryota, Viridiplantae, Streptophyta, Magnoliopsida, Vitales, Vitaceae. The transcript has 3 exons.